CACAGAGGCAGACAGACAGACAGACAGACAGCCAGAAGAAACUUUGUCAAGUAGAGAGGGUAAUUAAGAGAAGAUGGAGAACGGAAACGAAUGUGAGGGUGCGGGUAACAAGAUGCACUCACAGGCCACGACGACGGCUGGGAAGGUGAUCAGAUGCAAAGCUGCGGUUGCAUAUGGCCCAGGGCAGCCCAUGGUGGUGGAAGACAUCCUGGUUGAUCCCCCCAAGGCAAUGGAGGUCCGGGUCAAGAUUCUCUACACUUCUAUUUGCCACUCCGAUCUUAGUGCUUGGCGAGGCGAGAACGAAGCCCAGCGGGUGUACCCACGUAUUUUUGGACACGAAGCAUCUGGAUUGAUAGAAAGCGUGGGAGAAGGGGUUACUGAGUUGAAAUCGGGGGACCAUGUGGUGCCCAUAUUCAACGGGGAAUGCGGCAAGUGCGCCUAUUGCAAAUCUGAGAAGACCAACCUUUGCCAGAGAUUCCGGGUGGAUCCAUUCAAGAGUGGGAUGACCGGCGACGGAACCACUCGGUUUUCUACCCAAGACGGCAAACCAGUGUACCAUUUCCUCAACACUUCCACUUUCACCGAAUACACUGUUCUGGAUUCUGCCUGCGUCGUCGCCGUUGACUCUCAAGCUCCCCUUAAGAAAAUGUCCUUGCUCAGCUGUGGCGUUUCCACGGGUCUUGGAGCCGUGUGGAAUACUGCUAACGUCCAAGCUGAAUCUACUGUUGCAGUCUUUGGCCUUGGAGCGGUGGGACUCGCUGUCGUAGAAGGCGCACGAGCUCGUGGAGCGUCUAAAAUUAUAGGAGUUGAUAUUAACCCCGACAAACGCACUAAAGGUCAAGCGAUUGGAAUUACCGACUUCAUAAACCCCAAUGAUCUUGAUAAACCUGUCCACCAGGAAAUAAGGGAGAUGACGGGAGGAGGCGUACAUUAUAGCUUUGAGAGUGCAGGCAACUUGGAAGUUCUCCGGGAGGCCUUUCUCUCCACCCACGACGGAUGGGGUUUGACCGUUGUUUUGGGGAUCCAUCCGAGUCCAAGGUUGCUUCCUCUGCAUCCCAUGGAGUUGUUUGAUGGCCGAAGAAUCGUGGGAUCAGUUUUCGGUGAUUUCAAAGGAAAGACCCAAUUGCCAGCUUUCGCCAAACAAUGCAUGUCUGGGGAGGUGAAGUUGGAUGAGUUUAUUACGCACGAGCUGCCCUUCAACAAUAUCAAUGAAGCAUUCCAGCUGCUUAUUGAUGGCAAGUCUUUAAGAUGCCUUCUUCACUUAUGAAUCCUGCAUGCGUGUUGUUGUUGUUCAGUCACUUUGCUGUGGAUCCACUUUCCACAGCACUCUUUAUUGGUGGAAAACAUGAGGAAACAACUUAUCUUCAGAAUUUUACUUGUGCAAGAAAUUUUGAUGUGACGUUCUACUCUAUCUCUGGAUCUUGCAUCCACAACAUGUACUUUUAGCAUAAUAACAGAGAGAUUUGGUUAAAAUCCAGAUUUUUUUUUU
Molecule: messenger RNA, 1489 nt
Organism: Coffea eugenioides
Lineage: Eukaryota; Viridiplantae; Streptophyta; Magnoliopsida; Gentianales; Rubiaceae
Product: alcohol dehydrogenase-like 4
Exons: 9
Coding region: 74-1267 (397 amino acids)
Biological process (GO): formaldehyde catabolic process
Cellular component (GO): cytosol
Molecular function (GO): S-(hydroxymethyl)glutathione dehydrogenase [NAD(P)+] activity; zinc ion binding
Source: RefSeq, a predicted model, not a curated record